Ilex paraguariensis (yerba mate) is the source of this 519-nucleotide messenger RNA. NCBI's taxonomy places the organism in Eukaryota, Viridiplantae, Streptophyta, Magnoliopsida, Aquifoliales, Aquifoliaceae. The record is from the annotation of a GenBank genome assembly.
AUGUUGCACUGCAACACUUGGAGUACUCAUCUCCAUUCGCCCAAGCCUCAUCGCCUUUUUUUGGUGAUUAUCAACUUAAUCUUUAUGACAGUCCCUUGUGCAGCAGCUCAGUUGUUCUUUAAUUACACCAGCUUCAAUCCGAACAUUCAUGAGAUAAAGUAUUAUGGAGAUGCCAAAGCCUCUUCUCCAUUCAUUCAGCUGACCAUAAAUCAGAAUGAUAGAAUUUUGAGAACGUGUGCAGGCAAGGCUAGCAAGGAAUCAGAUGCCUAUAGCUAUGGAAUUGUUGCUUUGGAAAUAGCCUGCGGAAGAAAACCCAUCGACCCCAUGGCCAAAGAUGAUUUUGAUGAGGAACAGUUAAUGCUUGUUGGGCUCUGGUGUGCUCACCCAGAUCACACUCUCCGGCCAUCUAUUAAUCAAGCAAUUCAAGUGCUUGAUUCUGAAGCUCCGUUGCCCCAUAUUCCGAAAACAAUGCCUGUGUCAACUUAUUCAGCAUCUCCAUUGAAUAUGUCUGCAACCUGA